UUUUUCUUUCUUUGAUCUUCUGGAAAUUUCAUUUCUUCUUUUUCCUCUUCUUCAGAUGUCACUCACAAUGGAUUUUUCUGAAGAAAUUUCACUAUUUUCAGUAACCGGGAGGAAUAAUAAGUUGCAUCAAAAACCUUCUUCACUAGAACUCAAAUUUCGAUCAGAUUUACAAUCUCUUCCAAAAAUCACUUCCUGUUCGAAAUUAUGUUACUGAAUUUACAAAAUGUUCUACAAAUUUUGUCUCAAUUUCGCCUAAUUUCAUCAGCAAAGAGUGGUUAUGCUUAUCAGUAAAUGACAUACAGAGUAAAGAAGACGAUGGAGGCGGCGGAGUUGGUGUCGAUGCUACUGGUGAAAAUCAUCGGUCAGAAAUGGAUUCUCAGGUUAGGGUUUCUUCAAACUCUGAAGCCCCUCUUUCGGGAAUCGUUUCCAGAUUACAUGAUACAAUUCAAGAACCAAACAUAAGUCCAAUAAAAGAAAAAGAAGCAAUUUGUGUCAAAAGAACACACUCGUAUUCAGCUGAUACUGAAUUUGGUUCUGAUGUUGCUGGAAAUGAAAAUGCGCAUGAUGAAUUGGGUGAAAGUUUGUGUUGGAAGAAGAGAAAGAGAGAAAUCCACGACGAACUUAAAUGUCACUUUGAAGAAUUGGUGAAUAGAAUGAUGAAGAAGCAAGAGGAUAUGUAUAAGGUAUUACUCGAGAAGCAAGAUGAUAUGUAUAAGGUAUUACUCUGGAAGAUAGAGCCGAAGGAGAAAGAUAGGAUUACCAGAGAACAAAUUUGGAGGAAUCUUGAUGAAAGGGGAAGGAUGAGAAAAGAGACAGAGCAGAUGAAGAAAGAUAGGAUUACAAGAGAAGAAACUUGGUGGAACGUUGAAACCGAAACGAUGAGGAAAGAGGAGAGGAGGGCUCAAGUCGACACUCAUCUAAGUUUAGCUCUUAGGCGGCAGGUAGUUAGUACUCCAAAAUCCACAGGGAAACAGAUAAUCAGUAUUCCGCAGUCUCCGAAAAUAAUUUUGCAGGAUCAGAGUGGUAAGAAAAAACAAGGGCUUAAGAAAUGGCUUAAACAUGAAGUACAGGCCUUAAUCUCCCUUCGGAUGGAAAUGCAGCAUAAAAUGCUAAGUCGUUCUGCAAAAUUUGGAAUGUGGGAAGAGAUAUCUCUGGGAAUGGCUUCAAUGGGAUUUACUAGGACUGCUAUGAAGUGUAAAGGGAAAUGGGAUACUAUCAACAGGUCCUUCAAGACAGCAGCCGGAAUUGGCCAAAAGGGAGCAGAAAAUGCAGCAACGUCAUGCCCAUAUUUUCUAGAAAUGGAUAUGUUUUACAAACAAUGUCUCGUUGAGGCUGAAAUUGAAACUAGUUAAAAAAAAUUAUCAACUACUGAGCAUCAAUUUAUGUUUUAAUGAUGGGAGGACUUUCAUCUAUUUACCAAGCGGGUCAACAUCCUUUAGAGAUAUCACCUAUUUGCUUCAGUCUCUUUCAGGAUGCUUCAGAGUUCAGUCUCUCAUUGGUCCAGAGGGUAGCUGAUCUUCUAUUCAAGAAGGAUAUAUCAGCUGAUGUAAAUCAAGUUUAGUUCACCAACCUCCUUUUUGAAUACUCUUUUGUACCAUGACGGUAAUUUUGUUAACAUCUUUCUGCUUCAAUCUCUUUCAGGAUGCUUCAGUCUCUUCACUACCGAAAGGGUAAUUUUGUAGCCGAUCUUCUGUGAGGGAAGGCCAUAUCAGCUGACAGCUGAUGUAAAACCAAGCUUUGAUUCACCAACCUCCUCAUUUUUUGAAUAGUCUUUUGUACGAGGAGGCAAAGGGGAGGGCUUUCCCCGUGCUGUAAAGCCCACCAAGGUUCUAAUAUAAAGCAUAUUUACCAAAC
This is a messenger RNA of Papaver somniferum (opium poppy), 1854 nucleotides long. RefSeq names its product trihelix transcription factor GT-2-like. The record is from RefSeq and is a predicted model, not a curated record. NCBI's taxonomy places the organism in Eukaryota, Viridiplantae, Streptophyta, Magnoliopsida, Ranunculales, Papaveraceae. Bases 369 to 1352 code for a protein of 327 amino acids. The transcript is spliced from 2 exons.